GCCCUUUUUUCUAUUUCUCUGGAAGUUGACUCAGUACACCCACGGUGGCGGAAUACACAGCCAACUCAGACAAGUCCACCCUGACAAACUCGAACCUUUCCUCUUUGGGUAGGGAGAGGGAGCGACGUCACAAAGUGUGCAGAGUCCAACAAUACUUGAAGUAACGUUGGCCGACAAGCACGCUACGCGUCUGUUACGGGACUGCAGGAAACGAGUUGCUUCAACAGGGAAGUCGAAAGAAACUACGAUCGUCUCCUAUUAACGUGCAUGAAGACCAAGAAGUUGAAUAAUAAACAAAGCGGACAUGUUGGGUAGCUUUUCACGCAGCAGCCUGCGAAGAGACGAAAGAAACUGAAAAUUCUCAAACGAACUUAGAAACGCACAUCUUGACCAUGGCCCAGUGGAGUCGCAUCAGCCAGCUGAUACAGUACCUGCCUGACCAGACCAUCUGCGACUUCUACCCCUCCGCUACAUUUGCUAUUGAAGUGCGGCACUUUUUGUCUGAAUGGAUUGAAAACCAAAGAUGGGAGGAAUUUGCUCUGGAGAAAGUGGAGCAAGAAGAUAACGCCCGCGCUCUAUUGGACGAGAUCAUCAUGCUGCUGCAGUCGUUUUCUCAGCAUAAUGCUAAUGUAGUGGAUAAAAUGAAGCUUAUGCAGAUUAGCAGGAACAUGAAUAUAUUUCAGCAUCAGCCGCUGCAGUUUGCAGUGAUGGUGAGGGACACGCUGCGCAAAGAGAGGGCCCUGCUUGAGGCUAUGCCACAGGUAAACAAAACUCCACAGCAUCAACCAUAUGUCACCUGCGAAUCAGCAUUACCUAGCACAGAUGUGGACCACCUUGUCCUCAAAGUGCGGGAUGUCCAGGACUUGAGACAGAAAAUACACCAGGUGCAGGAAGAGCUCAAUUGGGAAAGGCAGAACUAUGAGUCAUUGCAAGGGUCCAUGGAUCCCAUGGUGUCAGAAGUCAGCAGACUGCAAAAACACAUCCAGCAGCUGGAGUACAAUGUCAGCACAAUGGCAACGAAGCGUUUUCAGCUGCUCAGUGAGUGUGUGGACUAUCUGGACCAGUGUCAGGCCCAACUCCUCAACAGGUUGAAGGCCUGGAGGUGGGAGCAAUACAAGGCAACCAUUGGACAUCCUUUUCAUGACAACCUCAAUGUACUGCAGAUGUGGUGUGAGCAGCUUCUUGGGGUGAAUGGGAAGCUGAGACAGGAAUUAAUGCUGAUCGUGGAACCAAUCCCAGAGUUGCAGGAAAGGCUAAGACAACUUCUGCAGCUUCUGGUUCAAAGUUCUCUUGUUGUGGACAAGCAGCCCCCUCAAGUUAUCAAGACGCAGUCCAAGUUCUCCACAACUGUGCGCUACCUGCUGGGUGAGAAAAUUGCACCUGGAAAGCCUGUGGUUCUAAAAGCACAAAUCAUUAAUGAGCUCCAGGCCAGAAACCUGAACAUCACACCCAGUGAGGAUGUUCAGUCAGUGAUCAAUAACACAGCGGUCCUGGAACAUAACACGGCUACCAAGAGCACAUGUGCCACCUUCAGGAAUAUGUCCAUAAAAAAGAUCAAGAGAGCAGACAGAAAGGGGUCUGAGUCUGUGACAGAGGAAAAGUUUGCCCUCCUCUUUUCAACGGAGAUCACCAUCACAGGCUGUGACACUCCCUAUAAAAUCCAGAUGAUCUCUUUACCACUCGUCGUCAUUGUCCAUGGCAGCCAAGACAACAAUGCGCUGGCUACCGUCAUUUGGGAUUGUGCUUUUUCGGAACCAGACAGAGUGCCGUUUGUGGUGCCGGAGCGGGUACCCUGGAAGCUCAUGUGCAGCACUCUCAACAGUAAAUUCACCUCAGAGGUCCAGACGCAGCACAACCUCGACCACUAUAACCAACACUUCCUGGCCCAGAAGAUAUUUGACAAACCAGAAUUCACAGAUGACUUCAGCAACAUGAUGGUUUCCUGGCCUCAGUUCAAUAAGGAAGUGCUCCCAGGUCGACAGUUUACGUUCUGGCAGUGGUUUGAGGGAGUGAUGGACCUGACCAAAAAACAUCUGAGGACAUACUGGAGUGAUGGGCUCAUAUUUGGUUUCAUUGGCAAGCAGCAUCUACACCUGAUUCUCAAACAAAGGCCCAAUGGAACUUUUUUGCUACGCUUCAGCGACUCUGAGAUCGGAGGCAUCACCAUCGCUUACGUCGCUGCAGCGGAGAUGGGUGAACACAAACAGAUCAUCAAGAACAUCAAGCCCUUCACCAAGAAAGAUCUGGACAUCCGGAGCCUUGGCGACCGAAUCAGAGACAUCAAUGAAAUCACAUUCCUCUACCCGGACUUUCCAAAACAUGAUGUUUUUAAAAAGUUCUAUUCAGGGCCCCAAACUUCCACCAACGAUGGCUACAUCCCUACAACACUCCAGACUAAAGUGGGAAUGGAGACUGUUUCUGUUACAGCUAAUCCAACCAGUGUGGCACAUCACACUGAAAGCCUCCACAAUGCUACCAGUUAUCAAGUGGAUGCUGGCUCAGUUGCACCAUGCGUCCCUAAUUUGACGCAUCAUGUUGAAAGCCCCCACAAUUCUGUUGGAUACCCUCCGCCUCCAUUCCAGCAGUUUGCACCUCAAGAGGCCAUCCCACGAGAGCAAAAUGGAGAGCAAAUGGAAACCUCAGAUUCACCCGCAGUAGUCUUUAAUUCAAACUCUGAUGACUUCAAUGAUGUGCCCCCAGGAGACAUGGACCUCAUCUUGGACGGUUUUCUGAGCUUUUCCUGAAGAGCUACUCCAAGGACUUCCGACUGCCUCGUCUUCCCUUUGAGUGACAUUCAGAAUGUGAUAAGAACAAAACAAGUACUGAGGCUGCAUCCUUCUUCAGAGCAUUUCCUUGGUGGUUUGUUGAUUUUGACAACUUCACGUCUUCACUUUCGCGACACAAGUAUUACUGUACACAAAUUUUCUCCCUUAAAGAAAUAUGGUAAUAAAAUGUAGUUUAAGAUGUUUAAGGCAAAACAAUAGUAACUUCAGCAUUUACAUUUGGAUGUAUUAUUAGUCCAUCUUCUGUGGUGACUGCGUAUAUUAGUCUUUUUAAAUGAUUAAUGAUCAAUAUUGCUUUUGUGAAUUUAUUAAGUAAGUCAACUUUGACUCGCACACAAUGCCAAAUAUUAACGCACGUUAACUUUAGCUCAGACACUGUUUGGAAUGCAGACUGGCCGAUCACAUUAAACGUAAUGUUUUGGAUAUAUUUUUAGUAUGUGGUUCUCCGUAUAGUCGUGUGAAACCCUCAAAUAUCAACAAGCACUUAUUUUUCUGUUCCAAUGUAAGCAAUGUCCUCGUGUCAGCGCCUGUGUACGUUAGCUGACAUCUUUGAACGCAUUCGUAAAUACACUCGGAGCGAGCACUGGCUCACGCCAAACAUUGGGAAACUUGUUGUUCUGCGUUGUGCAAAUUUGCUGUUUGGUUAUUGCCAGUGCACCAAAAACCGAGUACAGUCUAGUGACUAGACCAGGGGUCGGCAACCUUUUUUACUCAAAGAGCCAUUUGGGACCGCCCCCCAAUGAAAAUAAAGCACCCGGAGCCACGACCCAUUUUGACAUCAUUACAUACCGUGAUUUUCCAUGUAAAAUACGCCCCCGUGCAUAAUACGCACCCUAAAAAUGGCAUGUCGAUGCUGGAAAAAAGCCUGUACCCAUGUAUAAUACGCACCCAAAUUUUGACUCUUACUUAAGUCCGUAAACGUAAGAUUAUUUCAGAAGAAAGAUCAUAUUUGGGAACAACCGGAUGUUAUUCUGCCGGUCAGUAUCACUGCGCAUGCGCGAGCAAACUCGAUAGCGAAGAAAUGUUUCGGAUUUGUGUAGGGUACAUUGUGACAGCAAACGAGCAGGUGAUCGAGCAAGCGUCUGAUACGAGAGCAUUGUGUUCGUAUGGAGCGUGUUUGAAGUGAACAGCAGAGACGAAAGGAACAAGGCAAAGUGUUGUGAAAUCAAAUAUUACCUGUAAUACGCAUUAAGGUAGAGAACUGAACUCUCGCUCUUUAUAUAGCUGACGUGUCUUGCGCAUCCAUUCUGCGCAUACUGUCAUGGCGGGCUCCGUAUGAUAUCCGCUCUGCGAUGGAGAUUAAAAAACUAACAAUAUUUGACAAUAACACACCAUCAAGGAUUGCACCAUCGCAUCAAACGAUGUGUCGUCAAUUAUGAAUUUUACUGCCUAAGUGUGUUGGGCAGGAUGGCUGAAUGCGAUGCGCGAUUGACAACAAACAAGACGAAAGGUGUGAUUUCAAGUUUUAUUUCGAGGGAGAUUUUCUUCAAAAAUUGUUGUACCCAUGCAUAAUGCGCACCCCAGAUUUUAGGACAAUAAAUUAGUUACAUUUUGCGCAUUAUGCGUGGAAAAUCACGGUAUAUUAUGCAUGUAUAUAUUAUGCUAUGUACAAAAAACUUUUGCAUUUAUGAAAAUGAAAUCAACAAACUGCUUUAGAGAACACAGAAUUUUAUUUCUGCAUGUAACAAAAAGCAUUUCAUACUUGGUUGAUGCUUAAUUUCAAAUAAAAUACCCGGUGUCUA
Messenger RNA from Syngnathus typhle (broad-nosed pipefish), 4525 nucleotides. RefSeq names its product signal transducer and activator of transcription 6, interleukin-4 induced (gene stat6). Lineage: Eukaryota; Metazoa; Chordata; Actinopteri; Syngnathiformes; Syngnathidae. The record is from RefSeq and is a predicted model, not a curated record. Gene Ontology annotation, biological process: cytokine-mediated signaling pathway; defense response; regulation of cell population proliferation. Bases 393 to 2744 code for a protein of 783 amino acids. The transcript has 21 exons. Gene Ontology annotation, molecular function: RNA polymerase II cis-regulatory region sequence-specific DNA binding; DNA-binding transcription factor activity, RNA polymerase II-specific.